This is a messenger RNA of Aspergillus melleus, 627 nucleotides long. RefSeq lists its product as uncharacterized. Lineage: Eukaryota; Fungi; Ascomycota; Eurotiomycetes; Eurotiales; Aspergillaceae. The record is from RefSeq and is a predicted model, not a curated record. The transcript has a single exon. The coding region runs from base 1 to 627 and encodes 208 amino acids.
AUGCUUCCACUACUAGACUUUUUCGCCACCUACGUUCUGCAUGGCAGACAGACCCCUGCCGCAAAGCAUGCGCCUGUCCCCUCUUCUAAAGGCGCCCGACCUGCUACCGAAAGUGAUUGGAAGACUUAUCUGCUGGAGCUCAUGCAGAGAGUCCAUGCUCUUCACUGCAGGGUGCGGCAAGAUUCCAAACUAAACGCGCAUGGGAUCACCGACGCCGUUCAAAUAUGGAAUGACCUUGCCAGCUGGAAACCGGGCGAAGAGCAAUUCUCUACAGAGGAGCAAAUUAUGUUGUUCGGAUCCUGCCAAUCCGCUAUUUUUAUUUGGACAUAUUUUCUCAUGCACCCAGGCGACAUGGAGGGCUGGAAGGCACAGGAAUCAUCAAAUGAUAUACUAUCAAACUUAUCGGAGAUCGAAGCGUCUGAGCUCGCGCCGCUAAUGAUCAUUCCGCUUUUCUUUGCUGGGCUCACUGCUACGGAUCUGGAUGAUCUAAAAACAGUCAAUGAGAUAUAUGAACAGUUGGAGGGAACUACACAACAUAAGGCUCUCAAAGACUCGUGGCGUAUCCUCCAAGUGGCCUGGGAUGAUGAUUACAAAGGGGCUCGAUCUAGCUGGGACUGGAUAAGGUAG